Molecule: messenger RNA, 2013 nt
Organism: Frieseomelitta varia
Lineage: Eukaryota; Metazoa; Arthropoda; Insecta; Hymenoptera; Apidae
Product: solute carrier family 2, facilitated glucose transporter member 8-like
Exons: 6
Coding region: 16-1620 (534 amino acids)
Biological process (GO): carbohydrate transport; transmembrane transport
Cellular component (GO): membrane
Molecular function (GO): sugar transmembrane transporter activity
Source: RefSeq, a predicted model, not a curated record
GAGAGGGAGAGAGAAAUGGCCCCCACCCACGACCAGGAAGAGAUAGAGGGGCGCUAUAAAGAGUAUGCCUAUAGCCCAGUACCACCGAGUUCCAGUUCAGCAGUGUACGAUUCAACCACCCUUGGAAAAUAUCCCGUUGAGAUUGGUGUCGGUUCAUCCAAGUAUCGUACGAACGGUGUCCACGAUAAGUGUCGUGUCGCAAAUAUGGCGGAGAAGGGCUCGACGUUGCCUCAGUACGUCGCUGCUGCCGCGGCAAAUCUGUGCUGUGUCGCGUCCGGAGCUUUGCUAGGAUGGACGAGUCCGGUGUUACCAAACCUGGGGAGUACUUUGGAAGACAAUCCCCUCGGCAGAAAAAUCACCGCCGACGAGAACUCUUGGAUCGGCUCCUUGAUCUCCGUGGGAGCGAUUAUUGGCAGCUUCGUAGCUGGAUAUUUGGCGGAAAGAUGGGGUAGAAAAAUGACGCUUCUGUCCUCCGUGGUGCCAUUUCUGAUCGGCUGGGUCUUAAUCGCAACAGCCGGCGUCGUCUAUCAGCUGUUCGUGGCCCGAAUAAUUCUUGGUUUUGCUUUAGCUUUCGCCUUUACGGUCGUGCCCAUGUACUGCGGUGAGAUCGCCGAGACGUCCGUCAGAGGAGCUCUGGGAUCAUUCUUGCAACUGUUCGUCACCAUCGGCCUCCUGUAUGCGUACGCUAUCGGCCCGUUCGUCUCCUACGUGGCGUUCGCGAUAAUCUGCGCAAUUCCACCGGUGGUGUUCUUCGCUUGCUUUUUCAUGAUGCCCGAGUCACCGUACCACUUGCUCAAGAUCGGCAAGAGAGAGGAGGCGGUCCAAGCUUUGGCCAAGCUGCGAAAAAAGUCACCGGCCAGCGUGCAGAAGGAAGCUGACGAAAUACAGGCUGCCAUUGACGACGCGUUCAGGAACGAAGCAAAGAUCAGCGAUUUAUUCAAAGUGAAGGCGAACCUUAAAGCCUUGAUAUUCACGUGUUUGCUCGUCGCGUUCCAACAAUGCAGCGGCAUCAACGUUGUCCUUUUCUACAUGGGAUCAAUCUUCCAAGCUGCGCACAGCGCGUUGCCUGACUCGAUAUCAACCAUCAUCGUGGGUGCUGUUCAGACGGCCACUUCUGGUAUCACGCCACUGAUCUGUGACAAACUUGGCAGGAGGAUGCUGCUCAUUACCUCCGGAAUCGGCGAAAUUGUCUCCUUGAUUGCGCUGGGUCUCUACAUGUUCCUCCAAGAUGUGGAAAAAUCGGACGUUAGCGGCAUAUCGUGGCUUCCUAUCGUCUCGCUGGUCAUCUUCAUCGCGUUGUACUGUAUAGGCUGGGGACCGCUCCCGUGGACCGUGAUGGGCGAAAUGUUCGCGUCGAACGUGAAGUCGAAAGCUUCCGGGAUCACGGUGUCCGUCUGCUGGCUGGUCUCCUUCUUCAUCACCAAAUUCGCCAGUGAUCUGCAGCAGGUGUUCGGCCAAUACCUGCUGUACUGGCUGUUCGCCGUGUUCUGCGUGCUGAGCGUGUUGUUCACGUUCUUCAUAUUGCCGGAGACGAAAGGGAAGAGCCUGCAGCAGAUUCAAAACGAGCUGAGCGGCGAGCAUCCGGAGAUACCAGAGUUCGGCGACUCGAGUAAACAGUGAAAAACAGUAUUACGGUUUCGUAAACGUUUCGGGGACAAUCUCGAGACUUCGAUUUCGUCCUUGUUCGCGUACCAGACCGACCAUAUCCGUCGAAUCGUUCUUCCGUAUUCCUAUUUCUACAUGCAUACGUAUGUACAUACAUAUAUGUACGUAUAAGCGCGUCUUCACAUACUGCCAAAGACUAUGAGUCGCGAUGAUUUUGCAUCAUCUCCACCCGCGAAACGUGACGAGUGGACACUAUACUUUUUUUUUAAUCGUUAGGAUCGUAGAAACGCUCAGCAUUUUUAGGUAUACAUACAUAUAUAUAUACACACACACACACACACACACACACACACACAGGAUAAGAUGUAAGAGACGUGCGUUCGAUGCAAUAUGAAAUUGUUAACUUUU